AUGGGCAAGCUUACCAGCACGAUCGGGAUUCCGAUCAAACUGCUUAAUGAAGCUCAGGGUCACGUCGUCACGCUAGAAAUCACAUCCGGGGUGGUGUAUCGCGGAAAACUUCUCGAGGCUGAGGAUAACAUGAACGUCCAAUUGAAGGAUAUCACGGUCACUGCUCGAGACGGUCGCGUGUCGCAUUUGGAUCAGGUGUAUAUUCGUGGAAGCCAUGUGAGGUUCUUUAUUGUGCCGGAUAUGCUACGAAACGCACCCAUGUUCCGCUCUCGAGGCCAGCGCGGCAGAGGUGUCGGUCUUGCCCGUGUUGAAGUGUAUAAUACCAUCUGA
Messenger RNA from Aspergillus tanneri, 330 nucleotides. RefSeq names its product putative small nuclear ribonucleoprotein SmD3 (gene SMD3). Gene Ontology annotation, biological process: spliceosomal snRNP assembly; RNA processing. The transcript has 5 exons. Gene Ontology annotation, molecular function: RNA binding. The coding region runs from base 1 to 330 and encodes 109 amino acids. Lineage: Eukaryota; Fungi; Ascomycota; Eurotiomycetes; Eurotiales; Aspergillaceae. Gene Ontology annotation, cellular component: pICln-Sm protein complex; U2 snRNP; U12-type spliceosomal complex. The record is from RefSeq and is a predicted model, not a curated record.